AUGAUUUGGUCUCGAAAAAGCGUGGCGCUCGUCAUCGCCUUGUCGAGGCAUGUGCAGGCAAUUGUGAAUGGCACCAUUGCAGAGGAAGGCCAGUUUCCAUAUUCAGUUACUCUGUGGUCGUAUGGAAGGUAUGCGGCUUGUGGAGGCUUUCUCAUCACCCAUCAACACGUGCUUACAGCAGCGCAUUGCGUACAGCAUCUGGUAAACGUGAGCGAUGCCAACCCGCAAGCCAAGUCUGGGCUAGCUCUCGAUGGCUCCCCAUCGCGAGAUUUUGACACAAUUACGCUGCAUCCGGAUUAUACUCUUCACCCUCGAGCAAACGAUAUUGCUGUCGUGUGGCUCAAAGAACCAUUCCCGCCACAAAUCGAAGUUGCUCGGCUACCACUCCCACACACCCCUUUACCUGCCCCGGGCACACACGUACAAAUUGCUGGAUGGGGCUCACAUUAUUAUGAGGGUCCUCACUCCCCGGUUUUGAUGUAUGCGGACCAAGUUGUUGAGCCCACGGAUACAUGCGACGAAACGUGGGAGACAAUAGUGGAAGAGAAACUGACCUCACCUCACUUUUGUGCGGGUCCAGAAGAAGGCAUCAAAGGCGCUUGCUUAGGAGACGGUGGUGAUGCUGUUGUAGAAGACAACGGAGUUGUAUCGGGCUUGUUGUACUUCGCAAGCUGUAUAAAUCUACAAUUUGGUGUUCCAGGAGUCCAAGUACCAAUUAGCACGUACCUGCCGUUCAUUUUGCAAAGUAUUGGGAUGAACGUCGAUAAUUAUUACGAUAGGGCCCGGCUAGAGAAGUUCUUCAGCAAAAGGGACCUGUGA
This is a messenger RNA of Sclerotinia borealis F-4128, 819 nucleotides long. NCBI's taxonomy places the organism in Eukaryota, Fungi, Ascomycota, Leotiomycetes, Helotiales, Sclerotiniaceae. The record is from the annotation of a GenBank genome assembly.